AUGUCACCCUCCCCACGUCGCGAGCGGAGGCACAUCGGAGAACGAAACGGCGGAGUGAAAGUCUUAAGUGAUGGCCGGCUUGAUAUAAAGCUCAACGAACAUAUGCCACAGCUCGCAGGGUUAUUGAAUCGCAUUCAAACGACAAAUAAGCCACCAGAUCUAGAAGCUUUAGCAGACCAACCGACCCCUGAAGCAAUACCACCAGAUGAAGGCAAACACUUCCCACUGAAGCUGAACAUCGUCAUUCAAGUUAUCGGAUCUCGGGGUGACAUCCAACCGUUUAUUGCGCUAGGAAAGGAAUUGAAAGCAUAUGGACACCGCGUACGGCUAGCAACCCACCUAAACUUCCGGGAAUGGGUGCUUGAGGCCGGCUUGGAGUUCUUCAAUAUCGGUGGUGAUCCCGAGGAGCUGAUGGCUUUUAUGGUCCAAAAUCCCUCUCUACUUCCCGCGUUCAGCACGAUCCGAAGCGGAGCCAUCCAGAAACGCCGGCGUGAAAUGAAAGAGAUCAUAUACGGCUGUUGGCGGUCAUGUAUUGAGACAGGUGACGGCACGGAGCUGCAUCAGAUCAAAGAGGAUCUCUGGAGUGAGACGGUGGACUAUCGUCGAAGGCCGUUCGUUGCUGAUACAAUAAUUGCUAAUCCACCCAGCUUGGGCCAUAUCCAUUGCGCGCAGCGGCUGGGGAUUCCACUUCAUAUGAUGUUCACAAUGCCAUGGUCAGCUACUCAGGCGUUUCCGCAUCCACUGGCCGUUCUUCAUCCGCAGGAUUGCAAGCCAACCGUUGCAAAUCUCAUAUCGUAUACCGUUGUGGAUAUAAUGAUUUGGGAGGGAUUGGGAGAUCUGGUCAAUUCAUGGCGGAAGAGGUGCCUGGCACUCGAUCCGUUAGAUUCGAUCACGGCGCCAAGCCUACCACAGCGCCUCGGAGUUCCGUUCUCAUAUCUAUGGUCGCCGGCAUUGCUGCCAAAGCCACGCGAUUGGGAUGAUCACAUCGAUAUUUGCGGCUUCAGCGUAUUACCUACAAAGUCAGACUACACGCCUCCAAAAGAGAUCGUCGAUUUUCUCAACGCAGGGCCCACUCCACUCUACGUCGGAUUUGGUUCUAUUGUGGUAGAAAACCAAAUCAAACUGACUCAAGUCGUGUUCAACGCAAUAGAAAACGCUGGCCAGCGCGCAAUAGUUUCGAAAGGUUGGGGAAACCUUGGGGUCGAUGAGGUAGAUGUACCAGAUAAUAUCCUCAUCGUCGGCAGCGUACCACAUGACUGGUUAUUCCAGCAUGUAUCAUGCGUGAUUCAUCACGGUGGUGCUGGCACCACUGCCGCAGGACUUGCUCUUGGACGGCCGACUAUCAUUGUUCCUUUCUUUGGAGACCAACAGUUUUGGGGAAGUAUCGUUGCAGCAGCUGGAGCUGGGCCGCAGCCCGUACCUCACAAGCAACUCACAGUUGAGAAUCUUACCGAUGCAAUUCAAAAUGCGCUGAAACCUUCUGUGCAAGAGAAGGCGCAAGAAAUCGCGGAUAAAAUGCAAAAAGAGUCCGGCACACGAGAUGGAGUACGCAGCUUUCAUCGACAUCUUAACCUGAAGACUUUACGAUGCGCAAUAUGUCCCACUCGUCCUGCUGUGUGGCACCUUAGGCAAACUUCAGUUGGGCUCAGUGCUUUUGCUGCAACAGUACUGGUUGAAAUGGGGGCUUUACAACCAGAGAAUCUUGCCCUGAGCCGAGCAUCGGAGUAUGACACAUACCGUAAUCCUGUAGGCCCUGUCAGCGCAGGAGCCCAGGUUCUACUCGGAGCUAUCGCGAAUUUUGUGACCGGGCUCGGCGAGGUUCCUUAUGAUAUCGUUACGGAUUUUGUCACAGCCGGUCGUGCAAUACAUCAGACUCAUGCCCAGAGUGAAGGGCAACGAAGAUUUUCGUGGAGGAGAUUCCGCAGAAGCCAAGAUUCAGACCAGAGUAGUGAUGAGGAGCAGUACCAUGAGUCCGCUGAGUAUCAUCAACAUACCGAGCCUCAAGAGCCCACCGGGUACCAAGAGCCCGCCGUGUAUCCUGGACCUGACCAGUCCCAAGGACAUGGGCUUUCAGAUAGCGAUGAGGAUGAUGAUAAUUAUGAAGGUGGUAUUGAUCUCGCUGACGGAAUAAGCCUUGACACGAACGACAGCGAAACUGACAACAUAAGACACGAAAAAAUGAACAGUAAUUUACCAGCUAGCGCAGUUGGCGCGAAAAAGGGUUUACCGCGUGAUCGAUCGGAACUUAUGACCUAUCUGGAGUCACACAAAAAGAAAGGUGUAACUCAAGAGAUACGCACUCACAGCAGUCGAAUGUCGAUGAAAUUUUUGAAAAACAUACUCUGGCUCCCAACGGACUUGACUCUCAGCAUGUCCAAAGGAUUCCACAAUGCGCCGAGGAUAUACCAUGACCAAAUGAUCACAGAACUGCCAAAGGUUAUUGGAAUUCGGAGUGGACUCGCGGCAGCCAGAAUUGAAUUCCGCGAUGGGUUUUACUACGGUAUCACGGGCUUGAUCACGCAGCCCCGGUACGGUGCCAAGCAGGAAGGAGCAAAAGGAGUGUUUAAAGGAAUUGGGAAAGGGAUUGGCGGUGUCUUCCUGAAGCCACCAGCAGGUCUCUGGGGGCUGUUUGGAUAUCCCUUGGUUGGGAUCCGCAGGAAGCUUCAAAGGUCAUUAGGCAGGAGCCAGGAGCUUGGUAUCAUCGCAUCUCGAAUAGCGCAAGGUAUUGAAGAAAUGCAGGCGUCUACCCCUGAGGAACGCGCCGAGGUUGCUCGAAAAUGGCAUAUUCUCAAAGAUGAACUUCAUGCCGCUUAG
This is a messenger RNA of Penicillium coprophilum, 2814 nucleotides long. Its product is annotated as putative UDP-glucose,sterol transferase. The transcript has 7 exons. Gene Ontology annotation, biological process: carbohydrate metabolic process. The record is from RefSeq and is a predicted model, not a curated record. Gene Ontology annotation, molecular function: hexosyltransferase activity; UDP-glycosyltransferase activity. Bases 1 to 2814 code for a protein of 937 amino acids. NCBI's taxonomy places the organism in Eukaryota, Fungi, Ascomycota, Eurotiomycetes, Eurotiales, Aspergillaceae.